Messenger RNA from Capsella rubella, 1408 nucleotides. RefSeq lists its product as uncharacterized. NCBI's taxonomy places the organism in Eukaryota, Viridiplantae, Streptophyta, Magnoliopsida, Brassicales, Brassicaceae. The record is from RefSeq and is a predicted model, not a curated record. Gene Ontology annotation, molecular function: glycosyltransferase activity. Bases 151 to 1314 code for a protein of 387 amino acids. Gene Ontology annotation, cellular component: membrane. The transcript is spliced from 3 exons.
CCACCUUAUUAAUCCCAUCUUCACCAAGUUUCUACAAGGAUUCGUAAACUCUUCAAUCAUUGUGAUUACAUCUUCCCCAUUUCCUAGAAGCAGAACGGUAAACCGAUAAAACGAGGCGGACGCCUAGUAACAUCUAGCUAGUUUACAAGGAUGCUGAUGAGUAGGGUUGUUCAGUUGGAAGAAGGUAAAGAGAUUGUAGUUACGAGCGGCCGGCCAGGGCUAAGCAAGGUGUUACCUUCCAAGUUGCUUCUUGUGCUAGGAUUUUUUCUUGCGUUGACAAUUUUUUUCUUCUUCAUUAGUGUAUCUACCAUCAAGUAUUAUGGUAUAACUAGUGUAGUGACCUCAGUCACUUCUAGUUUUGUGCCUUGCAACGACAGAGGAAAUGAUUUGGAUAAAUGGAUUAAACCUCCUGCGGUUCUCAUGCACAAUAUGAGCGACGAAGAGCUUCUUUGGCGCGCGUCUUUCACUCCUCAGAGAAAAGAGUAUCCGUUUAAUAGGGUUCCUAAAAUCGCGUUUAUGUUCUUGACAAUGGGUCCUUUACCGCUUGCACCGCUUUGGGAGAGGUUAUUAAAGGGUCAUGAAAAGUAUUACUCAGUUUACAUUCAUUCACCAGUGUCUUCUUCAGCCAAGUUUCCAGCUUCAUCUGUUUUCUAUCGUAGGCAUAUACCAAGUCAGGUUGCAGAAUGGGGAAGAAUGACAAUGUGUGAUGCUGAGAGGCGGCUUCUCGCAAAUGCGCUACUCGAUAUCUCAAACGAAUUCUUUAUUCUCCUCUCCGAGUCAUGCAUCCCCCUCUUCAACUUCACAACUAUCUACAAUUACAUAGCCAAAUCAAAGCACAGCUUUAUGGGUUCAUUCGAUGAUCCAAGCCCCUAUGGCCGUGGCCGCUACCAUGGCAAAAUGGCCCCUGAAGUGUCCAUAGAACAAUGGAGAAAAGGGUCUCAAUGGUUUGAGAUUAACCGGGAGCUUGCGGUUUCCGUUGUUAAAGAUACCUUGUACUACCCUAAAUUCAAAGAGUUUUGUACACCCGCAUGUUACGUGGACGAGCAUUACUUCCCAACAAUGUUGACAAUUGAGAAACCAGCUGCCUUGGCCAACCGAACUCUGACUUGGGUCGAUUGGUCGAGAGGUGGUGCUCACCCGGCCACAUAUGGAGCACAAGACAUCAAUGAGGAGUUCUUUGCAAGAAUUAUCAAAGGUGAUAAUUGCACGUACAAUGGUCGCUACACGUCCAUGUGUUCUCUCUUUGCUAGAAAGUUUUCCCCGAGUGCUUUGGAGGCUUUAAUUCAAAUUGCUCCCAAGAUUUUGAGUACGUAAAUGUCACUAACAAAAAUCAUGAAAUUAACAUUUAUAGAAUUGUAUGUGGAGCUGAGAUGAAUUAGCUAGUAAACGAAGAUUAUUCCACGUGUAC